AUGGGGUCUGGCGCCUCUACAGCCGAGACUGCCCACUCACGGCUGUACCAAGAGGGCUACCGGUCCUUGCAGGAGGGUCGCUACACGUACGCCGAGAUUUACUACGAUCAGGCCAUUGAGAAGCACGAGGGUCAUUACUUUUGGACCCGCCUGGAUGAGCUUAUUGAUUGGGAGCAGCGGCGGCAAAACAAGUUGGAGCCGAAUAAGUCGGAGGUGAAGAAGAAGGGACAAGCCCAGGAGGAGGCAGCGGAGGAGGGGGCGUACCCAGAUGUGACGAAGGACACGAUGAAGGACGGGAGUGAGCUUGACGUGGAGAUGGCCGAUUCGGGGGGUGCGGACGCGGCUGGAGGGAUUGAAAUUCCCCUAGACAGCCGGCUUGAGGUUAUUUUGGAGUACCUGCAGCUGCGCGCCGACGUCGCGGACUCGUAUAUGGCGGCCACCCGCUACGAGGAGGCAACACCGCACCUGGACUUUAUCACCUCCCAUACCCGCAUCUUUGUGCAGUUUCUUCGGCUUGCCCGCGAGUCAGCAUCGGAGGCGAGGGAUGAGGAGAACGGCGCGAGCAACCCGCUUGAGAUGGGCGGCGGGGCUGCGGGUGGGGCUGCAGGAAACGUUCGAUCACGCCUAGGCGCGUUGAUGGGAAACGACCUCGAGCGGGAGUCUGUGCUUGACUGCCUCGAGCAGCACCUGCGCCUUCACUGGGUCUCGGCCAUGGCAAACGGUGUAUUCGUCUCCUCCGAACGGUUUAAGGAAGGGCGGGGCGAGAAGAAGCGCAAGAAGGACCUCGACGUGGCCGUGGUGGCGUGCUCAAAGGUUUACCAGGAGUUGUACAAAGUUGCCCUGCGACGGGCAAAGAGCCUGACAAACACCGUUGUGUUGAACUUUCUUGAGGCGGUCAUGGAAGACUUGGAUGCCGAAUCCUCCACGACGUCCAUUACAAACGAGGGCCCCCCGGCUGCGAAAAACAAGCCACGGGUUAACAACUUCUUCGACGACGCGGAGACGAAGUCCUUGUGCAAUAAGGCAAACGGCGCCCUCGACAUGGUGCUGGAGGAUGGCGAGGAGUGCCCGAUAAAGGUGUACCUGCAGAUGAUCCACGACCGCCGCUCACUUUGCCGUGUCGUGCCCGCCCCACAGCAGGCCGCCGCGCUGCGGUACAUCAGCUGGAUCGAUGAGGAUAUUCAUCGCGUUGUGCCUGGCACGAACUACCACCUCGAGAUUCAGUGCGGCAUGGUGGACGAGAAGCAGAAGAAGCAGCUGCAGAAGCGUUCGAUGAAGUUUGUCGCCCAGAGGCACUGUAACUACAACGACCGCGUCCUGCUGGGGAAGAGCUUCGACGAGGAGAACGCGCUGCUUCUCUUCCCCGUCUUCCUCAUUCGAGCGGACGUGCAGUUUCAGCUCGGCGCCGCCACCAAGGGCAUCAAGGACCUCGAACUUGUCGAGAAACUCUCCACCCAGCUCUACGGCAUGGAUUCGCUGGAGCGGCAGAGCAUUAUGCGCUCCGUGAUGGAGUCCCGCAAGCGGGGCGGAUCGCUCUUCAUGAUGUUUGAGGACUAA
Molecule: messenger RNA, 1557 nt
Organism: Trypanosoma conorhini
Lineage: Eukaryota; Euglenozoa; Kinetoplastea; Trypanosomatida; Trypanosomatidae
Product: sodium stibogluconate resistance protein
Exons: 1
Coding region: 1-1557 (518 amino acids)
Source: RefSeq, a predicted model, not a curated record